AUGCGCUGCUUUCUCCUUGCAUUGGCGCUCCCAACGGCCGCAAGCGCCGCCGAGCAUCGGAGUGAGCUGCUGUCAAGGGAGGAGGCCGAAGCCCUUGGCGUCGUAGUGGGAGGCAAUGCCACGGCAAGGUCCUCUCAUGAGGAUCUGCCAGUUCCGGAUGGCGGCUACCCAAGCGACUUUACCUGGUGCAACAAGGACGGCACCAACUACUGCACCAUCUCGCUCAACCAGCACAUCCCACAGUACUGCGGCUCUUGCUGGGCUCAUGGCGCCACGUCCGCCUUGGCUGAUCGCAUCAAGAUCGCCCGGGGAGCAAAGGGCGCAGAUGUCCAGCUGUCUGUUCAGCACAUGCUGAACUGCGGCAAUGUCGGAUCGUGCCACGGCGGCACUGUGGAUGGCCCGUACCAGUGGAUCUACAAGCUGAGCAAGCGAACGGGCAGUGGAAUCUCCUACUUCACCUCCCAGCCAUAUCUGGCCUGCUCCAGCGAGAGCAGUGCUGGCAUCUGCAAGAAUGCGGACACGAGCUGCAAGGCUGAGAACAUCGCCCGCACUUGCAGCACCUUUGGUGAGCCCUGCGUCGGCCUCGACAGUUACCCGAACGCGACGAUUUCGGACUAUGGAUCCAUCAGGGGCAAGGAUGCCAUGAUGAAAGAGAUCUUCAACCGGGGGCCCAUCUCCUGUGGGAUUGACGCCAACCCUCUGCUCAAGUACACCACCGGCGUCAUCAAGGGCUGGUCCCUGAUGCAGGAUCACGUCAUCUCGGUGGUCGGCUGGGGAACCGACCCAGAGGAGGGUUUGUAUUGGAUCGUGCGCAACUCUUGGGGUGAGUACUGGGGCGAGAAUGGCUACGUGCGCGUGAAGAGCGAGGCGCUGGCUCUGGAACGCAGCUGCACGUGGGCUGUGCCGGGCCAGUACACCGCGCCGGAGCAGCACAACGAGAUCCAUUGCUUCGAGGGAGGCGAAAAUUGCCAAAGCAAGGUCCGCGAAGAAGGAGCCCCCGUGGCUGCGCCCGUGCAGCGCAAGUCGGAGCUUUGGAAGCGCGAUGAGGUGGAGCGAAGAGGAUUCCAGUGGCGCGGAAACUCAUCGACGCCCUCGUCCCACGAGCUCCUUUCCGGCCCAUCGGAGGGCUUCCCGGAGACCUUUUCCUGGUGCGACAAGGACGGCAAGAGCUUCUGCACCGUCUCCGUGAAUCAGCACAUCCCGCAGUACUGCGGAUCAUGCUGGGCCCAGGGCAGCAUGUCGGCGCUGGCAGACCGGAUCAAGAUUGCGCGCAAGGCUGAAGGAAUCGACAUCCAGCUCUCCGUGCAGCACUUGAUGAACUGUGGAACUGCUGGCACCUGCCAAGGUGGAGAGCCCAACUCUGCCUACCAGUGGCUGAAGGAGAUCAGCGAGAAGACGGGCAGCGGCAUCAGCUACACCACUGGUCAGCCUUACUUGGCCUGCUCAAAGGAUUUGGAUGCUGGCUUCUGCAAGGGCAUGGACUUCACAUGCAACGCAGAGAAUGUCCAGCGCACGUGCGCCACCUUCGGGAAGCAGUGCGUGGGCCUUGCCAAGUACCCCAAUGCCUCCGUUGCUGAGUAUGGUUCAAUCCAGGGCAAGGACGCCAUGAUGAAGGAGAUCUUCAACCGCGGGCCUAUUGCCUGCAACGUUGACGCCGUGCCCAUCCUCAACUACACCGGGGGCAUCAUCACCACCAAGUCCAAGGAGACAGACCACACCAUCUCCGUUGUGGGCUGGGGCACCGAUGAGAAGCUGGGAUUUUACUGGCAAGUGCGCAAUUCUUGGGGUGAGUACUGGGGUGAGCAGGGCUACUUCCGUGUGCAGAGUGGUGCUUUGGCCAUGGAGCAGGAUAGCUGCACCUGGGCCACGGUCAAGGACUUCACAGCACCGGAGAAGCACAACCAGUUCCACUGCUACGAGGACGGCUCUAACUGUGCCGCUUCGGAGUCUAUCAGAGAGCUCGUUGUGUGA
Symbiodinium pilosum is the source of this 1971-nucleotide messenger RNA. NCBI's taxonomy places the organism in Eukaryota, Dinophyceae, Suessiales, Symbiodiniaceae. The record is from the annotation of a GenBank genome assembly.